Molecule: messenger RNA, 210 nt
Organism: Dentiscutata erythropus
Lineage: Eukaryota; Fungi; Glomeromycota; Glomeromycetes; Diversisporales; Gigasporaceae
Source: the annotation of a GenBank genome assembly
AUGGGAAAAGCUGCCAAGACACUUGAAAAGGAGGGAAUCCAAUGUAAUAUGACUCUAAUUUUCUUCUUUGUUCAGGCUGUUACGUGUGCAGAAGCGAGUGACAAUAAUCUCCAUAUGCCGGUAGAAUUUUCGAUUGAUAUACAAAAAAUACCAAUAAAACCUACAAUUCUUGGAAGAUCCUGGUGUCAUUUCCUUGACCAAAAAUUAUAA